UGUCAAUUCCUUGUGCUCUUGCAUUUCUCUUCCCUCCAAACAAAACGCAGUGUUAAAUCCUACUCUUACAUAAGCAGAGCUCCAACUUUUUGGCUACAAGGAGACAAAUAUGGAAGUCACCGACGGCGACGAACCGGCGGCGACACCGUCGACGGACGACGGGCACAUGACCACCGUUGCACAACAUUAUUUCGGGAACCCAACUGAGAACGCCGAUGCCUUCUCCAUCACCAUCAUUGAGAAUAUGAAAGAAGAUUACGGGUUGUUCAUGUGGCCGUGUAGUAUCGUUCUGGCCGAGUAUGUUUGGCAACAAAGAUCACGCUUUUCUGGAAUUAGCGUAGUUGAGCUUGGAGCUGGAACUUCAUUGCCUGGUUUGGUUGCUGCAAAAGUGGGUGCAGAUGUCACACUAACUGAUGACUUGAACAGACUAGAGGUGCUGGCUAACAUAAGAAGAGUUUGCGAUUUGAAUAACCAAGAGUGUAAGGUACUGGGGCUCACGUGGGGUGUGUGGGAUGCACCUAUCUUCAGUUUACACCCCAAAGUCAUCCUCGGAGCAGAUGUAUUAUAUGAUGCUAGUGCCUUCGAUGAUCUCUUUGCCACCGUGACAUUUCUGCUCCAAAAUUCUCCCGGAUCAGUUUUCAUAACAACCUAUCAUAAUAGGAGUGGGCAUCAUCUCAUUGAGUUCUUGAUGGUGAAAUGGGGUUUGAAGUGCGCGAAGCUUGUAGAUGGCUUCUCGUUCUUGCCAUCUUGCAAGGCAUCUGGGUUAAGCGGCAAUAUUCAACUAGCAGAGAUCGUAAUAGUUUGACAUAAGGAAUGCCAUAAGUUAGCAGUGAAGGAGGUGAUUGUCGAUCCGGCCAUUCCAGUUUUCCUAUCGCAUUAUAACAAAGACAGCAUUCCAUAGCAAGGUGACUAAAUAGUUCAAUUCAUGUUGUAUCACAGUAAUGGAUUGCUGUAGCUCAUCUUUUUAAAGACUUGAUAGGAACCAUUUUUCAAAGCCAAUGUCUGCAAUUGAAGAUUGAGAAUUUGAGAUCCUGUAUUUGUAUGAUUUUUGUUUUGCAUUCUUUGACAAGAGUUGCAUUUCAAGUGUUGCGACCGGCUUUGAGCUUGGCCUUCAGGAAUUUUGUGAAUGAGAUAUGAUAAUAAUAUAUAUUUGAGAUAUUGUAUAGAGAUUAGUUACAUA
Cornus florida is the source of this 1180-nucleotide messenger RNA. RefSeq lists its product as uncharacterized. The record is from RefSeq and is a predicted model, not a curated record. The transcript is spliced from 7 exons. The coding region runs from base 110 to 805 and encodes 231 amino acids. Gene Ontology annotation, cellular component: nucleus; cytoplasm. Lineage: Eukaryota; Viridiplantae; Streptophyta; Magnoliopsida; Cornales; Cornaceae.